This is a messenger RNA of Eimeria acervulina, 618 nucleotides long. RefSeq lists its product as hypothetical. NCBI's taxonomy places the organism in Eukaryota, Apicomplexa, Conoidasida, Eucoccidiorida, Eimeriidae. The transcript is spliced from 2 exons. The coding region runs from base 1 to 618 and encodes 205 amino acids. The record is from RefSeq and is a predicted model, not a curated record.
AUGAGCGACGAAGAAGAAAAGGGGGCCGGCUCUGCUGGCGAGUUUGUUGCUGCAGCAGCAGCACCUGCCGCAACAGCUGCAGCAGCACCUGCUGCUGCUGCAGCGCCCCACGGAACGGCACAAGAGUCAGCAGCAGCAGCAGCAACAGCAGCAGCAGCAGCAGCAACAGCAGCAGCAGCAGCAACUCAGGGAACCCCAGCCUCCUCCGCUGGAGGCCAAACUGCUCGGGAGGCAGCAGUAGCAGCAGCAGCUAUGGCAGCAGCCGCUGCAGCUGAUGCAGCAACAGCAGCAGCGGCAGCAGCAGCAGCAGACCUUGCUGCUUACCGCCAACUGCAUCAGCAGCGAUACGCUGAGCGUCUACAGAAGGAAGCAGCAGAGACAGAGCAAAUGCAGAGGCAGCGAGAAGAGCGGAUGGGUGUGGAGUUAGCUCGUCGGCUGCAGCAGGAGGAGAUGGACCGUCUAGCGAUGGAGGAGGCCGCAAAUAGAGAAAGAGAGCGGCAGCUAGCUGCUGCUGCUGCUGCUGCUGCUGCUGGUGCAGAUUCAGAAAGUGCAGCAGCAGCAGCAGCAGACAGGACCGUCACCCCCGCAAGCGCAUUUGCUCCAGGAGAAGACGAGUAA